AUGCCCUCUUUAAAAGAAUACUUUCUGAAUUUAAAUUUAUUUUUACCAUCAUCCAAUUCUAAUGAACAAGAAAAUGAUCAACAACGUCGAUGGAAUAUUAUUGGUACGCGAAUUUAUAUUGUACUUAUUAUACUCAUUCUUUUUAUUGUUGGUCUUAUUUUACUAUUACUUGAACAACGGGUGAUGGUUACUAUACCAAAUCCAACAAAAGACCAGUUUGAAGAUCUGCCUAACAAUGCAAAAUGUUCAUGUUCUCAUAUUUCUAUUCCAUAUGCGAAAUUUUUGUCAUUGAAAACAAAUUUUCAUCAAGUUUGUUUAAACUUUCGACGUUUUGGUAAUGCUCAGUUUCAAGCACUUGCUGCUUAUUGUCGUUUGUCAAAAUCAUAUACUAAUCAAAGUGUUUAUGCCGUUUUACAAAAUACAUUACUAAGUCCACAAAUCUUAUCAAACACAUCUCUGCAAUCAUACAUCAAUGCAGCAAUUGAACAAUUCAAACUAAAAACACCAAAUACUUUUAAUAUUCAACUAAAAUUAAUCAUCAAUAUGACAAACGCCAAUGCAUUAAUACCUGGAGUACAAACUAGCAUAUAUUUUGAACGUACUUACGGGAUACCUGAACCAAAUAUACACCUAUACCCACAAAAGGAUGGUUCUUAUUGUGAUUGCCUACAAAACGUUUGUAAUCAAACAGAAUCAGGUAUUGUCAAUCAAUUUGGAAGACAGCAUAUGCCUGAGACCAUAUAUAAUAAUUUUACAUGGUCUAUACCAGGAAUGUCAACAGGUUGUUUUCCAGGAUUUACACUUCUACUGUCGACACUUGAAUGUUUCUACAAUCAAACAUGUGUAGACAGACUUAUUUCAUAUUUUCCAACAAGUGACAAUUUCACCGCGAUGAUUAUAAAUAAUGAAAGUUUAUAUAAACCAACAUCAACUGUCCAAUCAAUAAUUGAUGAUUUGAUGAUUGAAAAUUGGACAAUGAAUAUUUUUUAUGAUAAAUAUUAUUCAGAAUGUGCACCAUCUUCAUGUACUUAUUUGAAAACAUUUCGACGAGAUUUUGUUCAUGUCUUGAAAAAAUUGAUUAGUUUAUUGUCUAGUUUGACAUUAUUAUUGGGAUUAAUAAUUCCGCUUGUUAUUCAAUUUAUUAUGAAACGACGCGAACGAACACCAGAACCACGAAUUGGUUUCAAAAAUCGUUUAUAUCAAUUUAAAGAAACUAUUCAAAAGAAAUUAAUUGAAUUGAACAUUUUCAAACAUUCUUCUAAUACAGACCGACAAAUGAAAUUUCAACGUUAUGCAACACGAUUGUAUUUAUUUUCUCUCAUUGCUUCAAUGAUAAUUAUAGCUACUUAUGUAUUUUUACAAAAAUCAAUUCAAUCAAAAACGAUUUCUUUUCCUACUGAAUCGCAGUUUAUUCAACUUCAACAAAAAUAUUCUCAAUCACUUUCAUGUCCAUGCAGCUCAAUAUCAGUAUCUUAUUCAAAUUUUACAACAAUUCAACCACAAUAUCAUCAAUUAUGUCAAAGUGAUCUCAUUUCCGCAGAAUGGAUUCAUUACAUCAAGGAAAGUUUUAGUCGAAUGUUCGCACUUCAACAUGAUUAUCGAAGAAUAUCUAGUGGUUAUUUUCAUAUAUUAUCACUAUUUUGUGAACAAGCAAAAGACACCAUUGUUAAUGCACUUGAGAUUUUUCUCAGAACGGAAUACGUUAGUUCACAAGUUGUUGGACAAGAAUCGUUUGAAAAUGAAAUAAAUUCAUCAAUUGAAGCUUGGAAAUUAACAACGACAAACACUUUUAAAAGAACUAUUCAAUUAAUUCAACAAAUUUAUCAGGGAAAUCAAUUGAUUAAUGAGAAACAGACCGAUACUUUUAAAGUAGAUGGAAAUUUAAAAGUAUAUCUAAACUCAAAAACAAAGCAAGGAUGUGAUUGUAUUUUAUCUUCAUCCUGUUAUUCUACUGUUGAACUUUAUCGUACUAUUAAAAAUAAUAUAUACUUAUAUGAUCCAUAUCCAGUUUCGAAUAUUUUUUCUGGUUGUUUUCCAAUUCAAGCAUUAUUUCAAUCAACAUUAGAAUGUUUUUAUAAUCUAUCAUGUAUGUUAAUACUUAAUGAAUAUAUGGGUUCUCCAGUACCUUUCAAUUUUUCUGCUCUUAAUCAAACUUUAAAUCAACCAAAUGAAACAAUCGAAAUGAUUAUUAAUCAAUUAAUGGUUGAUAAAUGGUUACCAGAUGUUUCUUUUUCAUCAUAUUAUGAAAAAUGUUUACCAUUAUCAUGUACAUAUCAAUAUAAUGAUCGAAAUAAUAUUUUUAUUAGUAUUACAGUUAUUAUAAGUAUUGUUGGUGGUUUAUCACUCGCAUUAAAACUUUUAAUUAUGAUUAGUCUCAAAUUUAUUAAUAAAAUUUUUUCAAAUAAUUUUUUUCAUUCAAUUUCAUUAAAUGUGGUUAAACAAAUCUUUAUUUGUCAUACUCAAAAUCAAAUUAUUCAUCGAUUACAUGUUAUUUUAGUUAUUGGAGUUCUGACUGCAUUUUAUAUAUUUUCUACUUUUACUCCACGUGUAAUUACUAUUGAAACGAAUAAACCUACAUUAAAAAUGUAUGAAGAUUUAUAUAAAGAAUAUAAUGAUACAUUGGCAUGUUCAUGUUCACAAUUAUCAAUGAAAUAUAAAUCAAUUUUAAAUUUAACAACUCGUUUUCAUGAAAUAUGUUCAAGCGGUUUUAUUACAGAUCGGUGGCGUUCAUAUUUAUAUGAGAAAAGAGAUAAUGAUAACCGACAUUCACCAUAUGAUUUUUAUAAUUCAGCAGUUGCACAAUUUAAAUUACUUUCCUCAUUUUGUAAUUUAUCAAAAGAAACAGUUUUUGAAUCAAUUUUUCAAUUAGGAACAACGGAUUUUAUUAAUAAUCAACUUUUAUCAUCAUAUAACUUAAAUAAUCGAAUCGAAAUGUUUAUUAAUGAAUUUAAACAAACAAUGCCACAAUCAUUUGUCAAUAGUAUUUUAUUAAUUCGAGAAAUAGUUAGUAGUAAUAUGUUCAUGACUGCAUAUCAAAGUAAUUGGGAGUUUGAACGUUUAGGUCCUGACACUUAUCAAAAUAUUAUUCAUAUGUUACCCGUAAGUUAUAAUGGAUGUAGUUGUUCAGCAUCAUCUAAAUGCGUUAGUUCAUCUCUUGGAAUGUUAACUGGUUGUUAUCCGCUUGAAACAAUAUUUCAAACAACAUUAGACUGUUUUUAUGAUCAACAAUGUAUUGAUUCAACAAAUAAUUUCAAAUCAAUAAAUAUUUCAUCAUUAGAAACAAGUCAUUUUUUAUUAAAUCAAACAAUUGAAUUAGUUGUCAAUGACUUAAUGAUUGAAGAAUUAAAAUAUAAAAUAAAUUAUACAAAUUAUUUUGAUGAAUGUUCACCAUCAUUAUGUAUUUAUUCAUAUCUUGAUAAAACGAAUGCUAUUGAAGGAAUAUUAACAUUAAUUGGUUUAUACGGUGGUUUAGUUAUUAUUUGUCGAUUAAUUGCUAUUAUUAUUGUCAAAACAAUGUGUCGGGUGAAUAGUAGAGUUAAUCCGGCUACAAAUUUAUUUUAA
Adineta steineri is the source of this 3561-nucleotide messenger RNA. The record is from the annotation of a GenBank genome assembly. Lineage: Eukaryota; Metazoa; Rotifera; Eurotatoria; Adinetida; Adinetidae.